Nezara viridula (southern green stink bug) is the source of this 2047-nucleotide messenger RNA. The record is from the annotation of a GenBank genome assembly. NCBI's taxonomy places the organism in Eukaryota, Metazoa, Arthropoda, Insecta, Hemiptera, Pentatomidae.
GUGAUAGUUAACCUACCGAACUAUGGCAGAAUGUUUUUUUUGUAAACAUCCCAUUUUAUUUUCAUAAAUUAACAUUUGCUUGUUUAGCAAAGAGUACCUCGACGGUUAAACAUUAUUGUUUAUCCGCUCCACACACACUACCUCUGCAGAAAUGAAAUAAUGGUGGUUUAAAAUGUGAUGUUACAAAAAAUGUUUAAGUUAUUUAUUUAAAGAUUGGUUUUAUGUUGUUUUACUAUGUCACUUUCUGGUUCAGAAAGUAGUGAACAUCUCAGUGGAGAUUCAGUUCAUGGUUUCGUUACGGUGAUUCCUGUAGAUUAUUCAAGGCAUAGAGGAUUUUUGCAACCACCAGAUCAGUAUAGUGAUUUCAAAUCUAAAGACUCUGACCACGACCGUAUUGAUUGCUUACCCUGUGUAAAGUACAGUCAAAUUGAUGACGUAAACCUGGGAUAUAAACCUAUUAAUUCAUACGACAACCAUACAAAUCAUUCUGAUUGGGACAAUGUUCAAAAAGUUAAUUCAGUGAACGAACAAUCCAAUUUGUUUGAACAAACAUAUCACAACAUGAAGGUGUGCGUAUACAUGAUGACGGAUUUGGCUUUACGAAUGGAAAUAGAAGAUGGAACUAACGCUACGGUUCAAGAUUUAGUACAAAGCAUUACUCAAGAAGAACAGUUGCGUUUGCCUAGAGUAGCUUCCACCAUAUUCACACUUUGGAUGUCUUCUGGAUUACUAGAAUUACAACUGAAACCUCAUCACAAGCCCCUUCACAUAAGAAAUAAGUGGCCAGUACUUCUAGCUAAAUAUGCUCACGCUUCAGAAUCCAGACAAAGAAGAGACGAACCUGUUUUAUCAUUCAAGCGAAAUGUCUUUUAUCCUUUAAACCAAGAAGAGAGAAUCAAAGAUGAAAAAAUUUUGGAAUUGCUGUAUGCCGAAGCAAAAUAUAAUAUUUUGGAAGGACGAUACCCUUGCGAUGUGACUCAGUAUAUAAUGCUCGGUAGCAUACAAGCAAGAAUAGAACUUGGUCCUUACAAUCCGCAGUAUCACACUCUGCAUUUCUUCAGAGAGCAACAAAGCCGCUUUUUACCUUCUCAUAUUAGAAAUAUGAGUUGGAAUUCCUGUUUAAGACUGAACAGUAAGGAUGCUCCUGAAGUGAGACUUUUGGAACAAUACAGAAGAUUGCCUGAUAGGAAAUUACACAAGAAGUAUUUAGAAUUUUGUUGGACGCUUCCAUAUUAUGGUUCGGCAUUUUUCCAAGGACAGAUCGAACAACCAGUGAGAGGUCUAAAGUCUCUUAUCACACAUCAAGAUAUUCCGGUUUUAGUGGGAAUAAAUGGGCGUGGAGUAUAUAUUAUCAAUAAUAUUCAUUACACUCUUCUUGUUGGAUUGAAGUAUGAAGAAUUAUCAUGGGAUUUUGCAAAGCCUUCCCAAGAGGAUAACCCAGACUGCCUUCCAUGUCUUUUCCUUCAGUUUCGAGUUGUUGAAAAUGGAACGAAAGUAUCGAAAAUUCUUCAAAUAUUUUCCAAACAAGCUGUCAUGAUGGAUGCCUUAAUAACUGGAUUUGUUGAAGAAUUGAAAUUGAAAUUGUCUUCAAACACAAUCCCGAAUAACAAUAUUGAUCGAUCAACCACGAUAUUUGAUAAUAAUUUAAAUAUUGAUGGUGCAGCUACAAGAAAUGACUCUUCUCCCAGUUUUCUGACUAAUAAACUAAGAAAACUCACUCUGGCUACAUUUGAUGAAGAAGGUCGCUGCAUAGGACAAAUGGGAUCUUGGUCCUUCAGUUACUGAUACAUAGAUAAAAAAAUAAAGCAACAUUCCUUGUAACACUGUAAAUAAAGCAAAAAUGCCCGCUCACAUGCUUCAAAUUAAAAAAUGUAAUUAUAUUGUAAAUACUUACUUUGGAUUUCUGUAAGUAUAAUAAUGAAAUAAAAUUAACAUAUUUUUAAUUCCCCAAUAUGCAUCUUUGUCCCAUCCUGCCAAUUAUCAGAUACUCAACUCUUUGUAUAAGAUAACAAGAAUUUGUGUUUGGAGGUAUUUUAUUUAAAAAUUU